CUACCAAUUUUCAACCGACUUUCUUCAAUCCCAAUUUCUCUGAAACAUAAGAAAUCUCCAAUUUCAAAAACCCAUUUUCAGAUCCUAAGUUACUUCCCAUUCCAUUCCAAGAAAAUGUCAGAAUCAUCCAGCUCCAAUUUGGCCAUGGCCAAGACCAUUUUGUCCACAGUUGGCUCAGUUGCAGCUACAGCAAUGGUGGUCCGUUCAGUAGUCCGAGAAUUUGUCCCAGCUGAGAUGGAAGACUACCUCUUUUCUGGCCUUAGGAGGCUCUUUGACCGAUUCUCAAGUCAACUGACAAUGGUGAUUGAUGAAUUUGAUGGGCUGGUCAACAAUGAAAUCUACGAGGCAGCUGAGGUCUACCUAGGCCCGAAAGUAACCCCAACAACCCGAAGACUCAAAAUCAGCAAGCCCGAAAAGCAGAAGAACUUCAACAUUGCCAUGGAGAAAGGUGAGGAGCUCACAGAUAUCUUUCACGGGAUCAAAUUUAAAUGGGUUUGGAUCGUUAACAAAGUUGAAACAAGAAAUUUUUAUAAUCCCAGAGACAUGAAUUCCACUCUGAGGUCAGAGGUAAGGUCCUUUGAGCUGACAUUUCACAAGAAAAAUCAAGACUUUGUGAUCAAUACAUACUUGCCUUAUAUAGUAAGUGAAGCAGAGUCGAGGAAACACGAGAAGAAAACUAUCAAGCUUUUUACGGUGGAUCCUGAACAGAUGUAUGACAUGAACAAUGCAUGGCUGUCUGUGACUCUUGAUCAUCCUUCUACUUUCGAUACAUUGGCUAUGGAUUCAGAGAUGAAAGAUAUGGUCUUGAAGGAUCUCGAGAGGUUUGCGAAGAGAAGGGAAUUUUAUAGGAAAGUUGGCAAGGCUUGGAAAAGAGGGUACUUGUUGUAUGGUCCUCCAGGGACUGGAAAAUCUAGCUUGAUUGCUGCCAUUGCCAAUUUCUUGAAUUUUGAUAUUUAUGAUUUGGAGUUGACUGAGAUCAGGAGGAAUACUGAUUUGAGGAAAUUGUUGGUGGCCACUGCUAAUAAGUCUAUAUUGGUGGUGGAGGACAUUGAUUGCACUAUUGAGUUUAAGGACAGGUUGAGCAAUAAAGCUGCUGCUGCAUCUUCAGAACCUGAAUUUCACGAGGAAGAAAAAAAGGUGACGCUGUCUGGUUUCCUCAAUUUUAUUGAUGGUUUAUGGUCAAGUUGUGGUGACGAGAGGAUCAUAAUUUUCACCACAAAUCACAAAGAAAAGUUGGACCCUGCUUUAUUGCGGCCUGGUAGAAUGGAUGUUCACAUUCACAUGUCCUAUUGCACCCCUUCUGGAUUCAGAAUUCUGGCUGCAAAUUACCUUGAAAUUAAAGACCACUGCCUAUUUAAAGAAAUUGAGGAAUUGAUUGCAGCCACAGAGGUUACACCCGCAGAAGUUGCAGAGCAGUUGUUGAAGAAUGAUGAAGCUGAUGCUAUACUUGAAGGGUUGAUUGAUUUUCUCCAUGUGAAGAGAAAAGAAAAAGAAGAAGCCGAGACUAAGAAAGUUGAAGUAGAGCCAAAAGAGGAGGAGAGAAAUGUACAGGAGGGAGGUGAGAAAGAACAGAGAGAUGGUACAAAACAAGAAAGCUGAAGUUAACAUGUUUUGGCCGGCUUGCAUGAUUCAAAAACUUGCCAAGCAUAGAGCCCUAGACUGUUCAGAUACAGAUUUCCAUAAUCAGUACAUUUUGUCAAAAGAUCUUAAAUUAUUCGGAUUAAUUUUAUUAA
Coffea eugenioides is the source of this 1733-nucleotide messenger RNA. RefSeq names its product protein HYPER-SENSITIVITY-RELATED 4-like. Gene Ontology annotation, molecular function: ATP hydrolysis activity; ATP binding. The record is from RefSeq and is a predicted model, not a curated record. NCBI's taxonomy places the organism in Eukaryota, Viridiplantae, Streptophyta, Magnoliopsida, Gentianales, Rubiaceae. The coding region runs from base 115 to 1599 and encodes 494 amino acids. The transcript has 2 exons.